Messenger RNA from Esox lucius (northern pike), 1706 nucleotides. RefSeq names its product 2,4-dienoyl CoA reductase 1, mitochondrial (gene decr1). Gene Ontology annotation, molecular function: 2,4-dienoyl-CoA reductase (NADPH) activity. The transcript has 10 exons. Lineage: Eukaryota; Metazoa; Chordata; Actinopteri; Esociformes; Esocidae. Gene Ontology annotation, cellular component: mitochondrion. Gene Ontology annotation, biological process: fatty acid beta-oxidation. The record is from RefSeq and is a predicted model, not a curated record. Bases 262 to 1119 code for a protein of 285 amino acids.
ACAACAGCACUUUUUCAACUAUCAAUGUAGAUGUUACAUACCAGCAGUGAACUCCCAGCCCCUCUCCCUUCUCGUCUCCUCUGAGGCUUCCACCCGAACACAACGAGACUGACUGGGAUACACCCUCCAAAACCACUGCAGGUCUGACAGACGCCGUGCAUCACUCACAAUCUAGGGUACAAGUUCAACAUUGGGAUCAGGACAUUGACAACAGAGAAUGGACCCACCCAGGCUAAAUUCUUCCCUGCAAAUGAGGAAUCUAUGCUGCUUCCUGGGACUUAUAAAGGCAAAGUGGCCUUUAUUACUGGAGGAGGAACAGGGUUGGGUAAAGGAAUGACCACAACACUGUCUGCACUAGGGGCAGAAUGUGUCAUCGCUAGCAGAAAGCUGGAUGUUUUGAAAAAAACUGCAGAGGAAAUAACGUCUCAGACGGGAAAUAAGGUCCAUGCUGUGCAGUGUGAUGUUAGGGACCCAAAGUCCAUUGAAGCUGCUGUGGAUCAACUGGUGGAUGUUGCUGGUCUCCCUGAUGUGGUGAUCAACAACGCUGCAGGGAACUUCAUCUCCCCCUCAGAGAAGCUGUCGGCUAAUGCCUGGAGGACCAUCACAGACAUCGUCCUGAACGGCACUGCCUUUGUCACUCUGGAGCUGGGCAAGAGGCUGAUACUGGCUGAGAAGGGUGCUGCGUUUCUGGCCAUCACCACCAUCUACGCAGAGUCUGGCUCUGGAUUUGUAGUGCCUAGCGCGGCUGCCAAAGCAGGAGUGGAAACCUUGUGCACGUCUCUUGCUGCAGAAUGGGGGAGGUAUGGCCUAAGGUUUAAUGUAAUUCAACCAGGACCAAUCAAAACAAAGGGGGCUUUCAGUCGACUGGACCCAACUGGCAUGUUCGAGAAGGGCAUGAUCAGCCGAAUACCCGUGGGCAGGCUGGGCACGCCUGGAGAGAUUGCCAACUUGGCAGCCUACCUGUGCAGUGACUACGCCAGCUGGGUGUCAGGAGCGAUCAUUCGAAUGGACGGUGGAGAGUACGUCUCCUUGGCAGGAGAGUUCAAUGACCUAAGGAAGGUCACGAAGGAGCAGUGGGCUAUGAUGGAAACUAUGAUCAGGGGCACCAAGGGAUCCUGAGAAGACAGGAAGUCAUGACUACCCCUGUUAAAGCUCUGUUGUCCCCCACACAAUCAUACUAUACACAUCUCAAUAUUUCCCUCUGUGUCUGGCUAGGAACAGAGAUUAUACUGUGCCAGGGAAUGCAGCACCCACACACAACAUUGCUGUUACCCACUGAUGACAUAAUCAUUUGUUUUUGCUAUUAUGCCUUAAAGAAUACACCAUGAAAGUCACCCUUUGGGCCUGGUUUUGUAGGCUAUGGAUAGGCCUGGUACCUGCAUCCUGAACUUCAUGGAAAAAUCUGCUGUCAUAUAAGAUGUUAUCAGGUUUUUAGAGUACAUUUUUAUAUGCUGGUUAUCUGUUGUCUGUACAAUAGCUCGUAUUUUUCUUUUGUUUUGGAUUUUCCCAAUAAGUGUUGUUUUUGCAUUUAAAGACAUCCUGUAGUGGUCUAAUGUAAAACACAUCAAAUGGAUUUUAACAUAAAAGGUUUUGCUCUUUUUUGAGUUCACUUCCAGUAAUCCUAUUCAAUAAUUGUCUUGUGGUUUGUGUGAGGAUCACAUAGAUUUGUCUGUAUUCAUUAUAUUAAAUAAAAGAGAGAAAUUGUA